Molecule: messenger RNA, 4870 nt
Organism: Oncorhynchus kisutch (coho salmon)
Lineage: Eukaryota; Metazoa; Chordata; Actinopteri; Salmoniformes; Salmonidae
Product: catenin (cadherin-associated protein), alpha-like 1
Exons: 19
Coding region: 268-2550 (760 amino acids)
Biological process (GO): cell adhesion; Rho protein signal transduction
Molecular function (GO): cadherin binding; actin filament binding
Source: RefSeq, a predicted model, not a curated record
ACCCACUCUCUAGCUAGUUGCUGCAGACUCCUCUGCCUGUCGUAGUUGAGUAAACUACAUAGACAUUAGCGGGCGCACAGAAUGCAGCACAGCCGAACACGAGUGGAUUAAAACGGUAUGCUUCUUUAGAGUCAGUCAGUCGACCGUUUAACUAGAGGAAUAAACCCCAAAUACUUUCACACAUUACUUUACGCUAAUUUACUGAAACGUUAAGCCAGGUAGCGGUAACCCAGUAGUGCAUUGUGUAAUAAAGAGAGAUCGGCUGGAAUGGCUUCAUCUCCUUGCAGCAGUGUUAACUUUGAUUCCGGACUGGAAAUCAAAACUCGGUCGGUGGAACAAACACUUAUCCCAUUGGUCUCGCAGAUCACCACCCUGAUCAAUCACAAAGACAAACCAAAGAAGUCUGAGCGGACGCAGCAGGCCAUACAGAGGGUGGGCCAGGCUGUUAGUGUUGCUGUGGGUCGCUUCGUUGCCGUGGGCGAGGCCAUUGCUGUGGAGAACGAGGAGCUGAAGGAGGAGAUGGGCAUGGCCUGCUUCGAGGCCCGCAGAGCAGGGGAUGCCAUAGCCCAGCUGACAGACGUUGGGACUGCGGUGACUCCCCCUGUGGACGGACGCACAACAGUGUUCAGUGACCGGACAGGCAUGGUGAAGGCCGCCCGCAUGCUCCUCUCCUCCGUCACCAAAGUCCUGGUCCUCGCAGACCGCAUCGUUAUCAAACAGAUCAUCACCUCACGCAACAAAGUGCUAGUAACUUUGGAGCAGCUGGAGAGAGUGAGCACCUUCCAAGAGUUUGUCCAGAUCUUCAGCCAGUUCGGGAAUCAGAUGGUGGAGUUCGCCCACCUGACCGGGGACAGACAGAAUGACCUGAAGGAUGAGAAUAAGAAGGCCAGGAUGGCAGCAGCCAGAGCAGUGCUGGAGAAAUGCACCAUGAUGCUGCUCACUGCGUCCAAGACGUGUCUCAGACACCCUGACUGCGAGUCGGCACGCAUCAACAAAGACGCCGUGUUUCACCGCAUGCGUUUCGCCCUGGAGCAGGUCAUGGAGAUCGUGACGGACGCUCGGCCCUGCGGGGAGACCAAGGUCCUUCCCCUCAGCAUUUACACCGGCAUCAAGGACUUCAAGUCAAACGUGGAAGGUCUGCGUGAGGGUCUGUACUUGCUGCCCCACCAGGCUCUGUCUGGCCAGCUAGAGGCGGUGGUGGAGAGGACGGAGGACUUCACUGACUCGGCCUACACCAGCCACGAGCACCGAGAGGGCAUCCUGCAGCUCUGCCAGCUCGCCCGCCAGGACACUGACCAGCUCAUCACAGACUGGAUGGAGGCAAAGCAGUCUCUAAAUGCUAAAGAGGCCACGGAGGAGAUGGAGCUGUCUAUACUGAAGACCUGCCAAAGUGUCUACGAACUCCGCAGAGAGCUUCAUAAGGUGGCGGUGGGGCGGGCGGCGGACCUGCUGAAGCUGCACGCGGAACACCUGCCUCUGCGGGCCCUGAAGGCCUCGGGGGGCGAGGGCAACCUGGAGGCUGUGGCAGAGUACGCCCGGACGCUCGGCGAGCAGAAAGAACAGCUGGUGGAGACUUGUCGUCUGCUGUGUCACGUCUCGGGGACAGAGCCUCUGGAGAUCACCUGUAUACACGCUGAGGAGACCUUCCACGUCAUCGGCCCGCAGAUCAUCUCUGCAGCCCAGACGCUGGCCCUGCACCCAUCCAGUAAGAUUGCCAAGGAGAACCUGGAUGUGUUCUGUGAGGCCUGGGAGUCCCAGCUCUGUGACAUGGCAGUGCUGCUAAGGGAGAUCAACGACGUGUUCGAGGGCCGCCGAGGUGGGGCUGCCAGUGGUGAUAAGAGAGCCUACGUGUCGCUUCCCAGACCAGGGAAACAUUCAGCCAACCUGAAGACGGUGAAGGCAGUCAAGCUAGAUGCAGAGGAGCAGAGCACCAUAGCCAAGCUGGGUCUAGAGCUCCGUCUUCUGACUUCAGACAUGGACACGGAGGUGGAGAAGUGGGAGGACCAGGAGCAUGACAUCGUCCGCCAGGGCCAGAGCUUGUCCAGCAUGGCCUACUCCAUGUACCUCUUCACCAGGGGGGAGGGCCUACUGAAGACAACCACGGAUCUUUUCCAUCAGGCUGAGGUGCUUUCUGAGGAGGGACUCCAGCUGUGUUCUUCACUACACACUUUCUCCACCCAGCUGAUGGAUGAACAGAAGGUGGUAGUGCUUUCGGAGAUGGAGAAGCUUAUGGGCUUAUGCCAGCAGCUGCAGAUGGGGGUGAGGACGCCAGUACAGGGCAAGACUGCCACCUUCCAGAAGGUGGAUUCCUCCAUUCAGAACACUAGAGCCAUCAUUACUGUGGUGAUAUACCUCCUGCCAGUCUGUAACAAGAUUGUCAGAAAGCAUAAGUCAGAGAGAAGCAGUCUGGGUUCUCCACAAAGCUGGAGGGAUAGGCAGUCGUCCACGGCAGUCAAAGACGAUGUGCUCAACGGCAAGAACAGCAACGGCUUCGGGGUCAAAUCCCUGGAGCAGCAUAUGGCCAACCUCACCUUCCUGGAGAGCAAGUAGUCCAGUCCAGCGACCUUUGAUCCCUAACCUGUAUCACCUAUCAGAGUUGGAGCGUACCAUUGUCGACCACCAGGGGGCGACAUACAUGAAACGUCACUCACGCAGGCAUAAUGGCAGUGCACCCACCACUCACACGUGCCUCUGUCAGUGUAAUCAGCCCAUUUGCUUUGUGGUGUAACUGUUACCUGUAGCACAUCUCUGCCAAAUACAGCAGAUGUAUGAACAAAUAUUUAAAAAAAUAUGCUGUAAUGAAAUCCAUCGCCAGUGCAUGAUGCCAUCACCUGACAGGUCUUUGAAUCUCCUUUUAUCAAUCCCUGUGAUUUGGGCUGUUAAACCAGCUUUCUGAUUGCCUGAUCCCAGAUCAGGUUUGGCUGUCUUAUCAACUCCUAUGGCCAUUGUCAUGAGGAGUUGGCAGGACAGCCCAAACAGAUCUGGUAACAGACCAGUUUCUCUCACUGUUGUACGCCAACCAAAUCCCAUCAUGGUUUAGUAAUUAUUGAGUGAAAUCAAUGCUCUCACUUUGAUGCCAAAUAAGAGAGUAAAUGGAUGGUUUAAUCAGGGUAUUAUGACACUUGGCUUGCUAAUAGACUGAAACAUAAGGCUCUUAUUAUUGCUCCAUUUCAGCAGAGGCGGAGACAAUAUUGAAUCACAUUCAGUGUUUGUGGUAUACUGUUUUAUGCAUUUUUCAGAAGACAUGUAAAAGAUUGCUGGCCUAGCGCAUGAGUCAAAUCAACUGUGGUUUUGUAGCUGUUCCUUAUGAAGUGUACUUGUAAUUAAGGUUAUGUCCCAAAUGGCACCCUAUUCAGUGCACUACUUUUGACCAGCGCCCAUAGGUCUCUGGUCAAAAGUAGUGCACCUAGUUUCGCCAAAUAUUUUGGCCCGCGACCCCAUUUUGGUCAGAAUUUUGAAAAAAUGUAUGUAAUCAAUGUCUGUUUACUUUAUUAAUUGGGGCAAUGACAGUAUUACAAAUCAGUCUGACACUACUUUUGACAGUAUUUCAAUCUAAAGUAUGGUUUGAAGUGACUGAAAUGAAUCUUCUGUCUAGAGAAGAACAUCAUGUUAUUUUCCCCCCUGAUUUAGUGCCUGUUCUAAUUAGUCCUGUGUGGCUUGUGGGCAUUGUAGGUGUUCCUGAGAGUCUUAUCUUUCAGUGAUGGGGUCAUAAUAUUUUAUAGCUUAAACCAUUCAAAAAGACUGAGCCACAUUUGUAGGAAGAAAACAGAAGCAUUAUUAUAACUGCAUCUAGUGGCUACCGGAAGUUACUGAUGUGACCCCUGUUCUAUGAACCAAGCUCAAUUUAUUUUCUUUUUUUCCAGUUUCUCUCAUGACCCCUAGUUUGGAAAACACUGGAAAAGGGUGUCAUUUGGGAUGCAGGCUAAGACUGUGUAUUAUUAUGGUACUUGAAGCACAGAUAUAUACAGGUAACUGCCAAAAUAAAGGAAACACUUGAGUAAAAGACAGAUACAAACUCUGUUGAAAGCAGGUGCCUCCACACAGGUGUGGUUCCUGAGUUAAUAAAGUAAUUAACUUCCCAUCAUGCUUAGGGUCAUGUAUAAAAACACCCAGUUGCCCAGUAUUUUGCCUACCAUGACUAGAAGAGAUAUGUGACUUUGAAAGAGGGGUCUCAAAGGAGCACAGGGGGUUUAAAGUGUGUGUGUGUCUCACACCCUUUAAAGCUGACAAGGUACAAAUCUGUCGUUCUGCCCCUGAACAGGCAGUUAACCCACUGUUCCUAGGCCGUCAUUGAAAAUAAGAAUUAGUUCUUAACUGACUUGCCUAGUUAAAUAAAGGUUAAAAAAAUAUAUAUAUAUUUUAAAUUCACCAGAUCUCCACCCAAUUGAACCCUUAUGGGAGAUUUUGGAGUGACACUACCAUUAACAAAACACAAAAUUAUGGAAUUUCUAUUGGAGGGAUGCGACACCAUUCCUCCACUAGAAAUUCCAUAAUUGUGUGUUUUGUUAAUGAUAGUGUCGCUCCAGACACUUGUAGAAUCUAUGCCAAGGUGAAUUGAAGCUGUUUUGGCGGCUCGUGGUGGCCCAUUAAGACACUGUUGGCGUUUCCUUUAUUUUGGAAGUUACCUGUAGCUAUAGCCACUGAGGUGACGAUUCUGGUACUACUAAACCUGAAUGGUUAGUGUGAAGACUGCAUAACCAUAUAAAGCUUUAGAGUUGAUUGUGUAUGGCUGUAGCUAAUGUUAUCUUCUGUUGAGUAAAGAACCCACAGAUGUGCAGAAACAGAUGUACUUUUAGACCAUCUAUCAUUUUGACAGUUGAAUGAUUGAUAAACAGAACACAAAUCUAAAUAAACAUUAUUUUUCUUAAAA